AUGUCAGCUAAUGGGAGUUCAGAGUCCAGCUGCAGGUCAGAGGUUAGACCCACCAAUAACACCUGUUUCCAGAAGGAACUGUCUAUCACUGCAUCAGUAAUCUCUAUGACUGUUGGCAUCUUCUCCAACAGCCUUGCUCUGUUCAUUCUGCUGAAAUCCUACAGCAGCAUCCGCACCAAGUCCAGGGCAUCCUUCCUGCUGUUUGCCAGCAGCCUGGUGAUCACAGAUCUGCUGGGUCACCUCAUUAAUGGAUCCCUGGUGCUUUUUGUGUACAGUGCUGAAAAGAAAUGGGAGAAUUUUGAUCCUUAUCAAAUCAUAUGCACCAUCUUUGGGGCAUGUAUGGUGUUCUUUGGCUUGAGCCCCUUGUUCCUGGGAAGUGCUAUGGCUGUGGAGCGCUGCAUUGGAGUCACCAGGCCUAUCUUCCACUCCACAGUGUUGGCCUCACACCACAUGAAAAGGCUCCUUGGGGUCACCUGGCUGCUUGCUGCACUGGUGGCUGCUCUGCCUGUAAUGCUGUCGAGGCCCUACAAGGUUCAAAGCUCCAGGAGCUGGUGCUUUUUCCUUAUCGAGCAACCCAAAGACUGGCUGGAUGUUCUCCUGCCGCUGCUAUUUUCAUUGCUGGGGCUGCUGGCACUGCUGAUCUCCAUUGUCUGCAACACACUAACAAGCUGUGCCCUAAUACAGGCCAAACUGCGCCACAAGCAUCACUGCAGAAGCACGCCUUAUCACAUAGAGAUGAUUUGCCAGCUCCUGGCUAUCAUGCUGGUGUCCUGCGUAUGCUGGGGCCCAUUACUGAUCCAUGUCACCAUUCUGAGUACCAGAGCCACGGAUGAGUCUCCGUCUUUUAGUCUGCUGACUAUACGCAUGGCUACGUGGAACCAGAUCCUGGACCCGUGGGUCUACAUCCUGCUGAGGAAGGCUGUUCUCAGGAAAAUCUUCGUGUUGCUUCACAGCUGUUGUGGCUCGAAAUUUUACACCCUCCAUCGGUGGCAGCGCAGUAUGCUCCACAGCUCAGUGGAGACCAGCAGCUCCAGUGGUGGUUCAUCUGAUUGCCGCUGCCUCGGUAAAACACCUGUGCGUAAUGUUGUCAUCAAAUCCAUCACCUGAACCCUGUCCUGAGUCUUUUAUCUGAGAACGCCAAGGUGCUGAAAAACAAAA
Messenger RNA from Pelmatolapia mariae (spotted tilapia), 1158 nucleotides. It is a transcript of the gene ptgfr, whose product is annotated as prostaglandin F receptor (FP). The record is from RefSeq and is a predicted model, not a curated record. Gene Ontology annotation, molecular function: prostaglandin F receptor activity. The coding region runs from base 1 to 1107 and encodes 368 amino acids. Gene Ontology annotation, cellular component: plasma membrane. The transcript is spliced from 2 exons. NCBI's taxonomy places the organism in Eukaryota, Metazoa, Chordata, Actinopteri, Cichliformes, Cichlidae. Gene Ontology annotation, biological process: positive regulation of cytosolic calcium ion concentration; inflammatory response; adenylate cyclase-activating G protein-coupled receptor signaling pathway.